Messenger RNA from Canis lupus familiaris (dog), 5461 nucleotides. It is a transcript of the gene NXNL2, whose product is annotated as nucleoredoxin like 2. The record is from RefSeq and is a predicted model, not a curated record. Gene Ontology annotation, biological process: sensory perception; photoreceptor cell maintenance. Bases 1 to 471 code for a protein of 156 amino acids. NCBI's taxonomy places the organism in Eukaryota, Metazoa, Chordata, Mammalia, Carnivora, Canidae. The transcript has 2 exons.
AUGGUGGACGUCCUGGGCGGCCGGCGCCUGCUGACCCGCGACGGCGCGUGGGUGGAGGCGGACGCUGCGCUGCAGAACAAGGUGGUGGCGCUGUACUUCGCCGCGGGCGGGUGCGCGUCCAGCCGCGACUUCACGCCGCUGCUGCGCCGCUUCCACGCCCAGCUGCUGGCCCAGGCGCCGCGGCCCGCGCCCUUCCAGGUGGUGUUCGUGUCCGCCGACGGCAGCGCGCGGGAGAUGCUGGACUUCAUGCGCCGCCUGCACGGCGCCUGGCUGGCGCUGCCCUUCCACGACCCCCUCCGGCAUGAGCUGAGGACCAUGUACCACAUCUCGGUCAUCCCCAGGCUGGUGGUUGUGAAGCCCAGCGGGGAGGUCAUCACCGACAAAGGGCGCAAGCAGAUCCGGGAGCAGGGGCUGGCCUGCUUCCAGAACUGGGUGGAGGCAGCCAACAUCUUUCAGAACUUCUCUGGAUGACGUGGGGCCUCGGCCCUGGGCAGGGGGCCUGCACACCUGCUGCAGCAACGGGUGCCUGGGACAGGGAGAGUGGCCCACCUCCCAGAGCUGGGGUCCCCACAGAAGUCCCAGGUGGGGACUGUGCGGCCCAGGAGCAGGGCCCUCCCGCACCUGCCAGGACGUGUUUGCACCAUUCUUAGCAACGCUUUCUCCCCGAGCGCUUGAGCCGGUUCAUGUCCAGCUAUUGGAAUCUGGGGAACAGGUGUUUGUACUGGCUCUUUAGGGGACAUCAUGGACUUGCUGAGACACCAUUGGGGACUCAGUUCACGUCAGCGAUGUGGACAACUGAGGAACCCACGUGCUUUAAUAAGGAGACUCCUUCUCCCCGGAGCCCCCACUCCCUUCUUCCUUGAAGCAAACCUUAGGGGCUGUGACGGGGAAAGUGAAAGGCUGUGGGGACACCGUCCUCAUAACCACGGACUUUCCCAGGCCGCUUGCUCAUGUCUCUAAGAUCCAAUGCACGUCUCCUAAAGGUGCUGGUGCAUCGGGGGAGCCGAGGCCUGCAUGCUUUCUUUGCAAAAAGCACGAGGAGGCCUGUCAGGGUCCCGCACCAGCCUCAGCCCCCACCUGGCCUUGCCCUGCCUGCCCUCACCCUGCCCGUCACUCACCACUGGGAUCUGGACAUACCAGUCCCCUGCGGCCUAGUUCUCCCUGCCUCCCCUGCUCACUCAGCCGCUGGACCUCAGGUGAGGGGGGGCUCACAGCUGUCCCUUGGAGGGUGCCACACAGACGCACACAGCAUGUGCUACACACAGACACACAGACGCGUGAGACGAUAACACACAGCGAGCGCUCAUCCCAAUUUGCAGAAUCGAUGGAUUAGAAGUAUUCUUUCCUAUGUCCCUGUGUGCAGGGGGAGUGGGGCCCGCUCUCUGCCCUGGGAUGGGUGCAGGAGCACAGGCCUUGCUGGAAAACAGACCCCAACUCGCCUCAGUGGUUACAGGCACACUCUGCUUCUUCAUCUUAUUUUUUUUAAGAUUUUAUUUAUUUGAGAGACAGGGAGCAAGUGAGCACAAGCAGGGGGAGAGGCAGAGGGGGAAAGAGGAGAAGUGGAACAGGGAGCCUGAUGUAGGACUCGAUCCCAGGACCCUGAGGUCAUGACCUGAGCCGAAGGCAGAUGGUUCACCACCUGAGCUCCCAGGGGCCCCGCAGGUGCGCUUCUGACCCCCCCCCCCCACCUGGAGGGGUACGGUAGAAACAGAACAAACUCAACAGUCUCCCCUCCCGCCCCAGGAGAACAUAAUUUACGGGGCAGGUCAGCUCAGUCUCCUGCUUUAUAAUAUACCCAGAAUCCCUGCUCAGGGUCUCCCCUCUGGCAGCUUGUCCACUGUGGCUCCCUUCAGCAGACACCAUCUGAUGACUCGUUGGAUGGGGUGGUGAUUGGGCCUUCUCAUCCCAGGACCAAAGGGGCAGCUGGGGUCCAGUCCCUUGUGCCCACUGCAUCCCUGGCCCCACCUCCAGCCUCUGGGCACCUGUGUGGGUCAGCUCGGGUUGUGUAAUGAAGCCCGCAGACAGGGCGGCUGCCACACUGCAGCUGGUUGGCUUGCACCCUGGAGGCAGAAGUCCAAGAACAAGGUGUCUCGGGCUGUGUGCUCCGAGCUGCGCCAUCCCCGUGUCCUCACAGGGCAUCCCUCUGUGUGUGUCUGAGGCCCGAUCUCUCAUAAGGACACCAGACAGGUGGGAUUAGGUCACCUCGGUGACCUCGUUGGACCCGAAUCACCCCCGUAAAGACCUUGUAUCCAAGCACAGUCACAUCUUGAGGUGCUGGGAGCUGCAGCUUCAGCAUAGGAGUUGGCGGGCCAUGCGGGCUCCUGGCAGCAUGACACAGGGCCGGCAGACACAUCCCAGCCUGCAGCACAGCAAGGAUGGAGGGCGGGGACGGGCAGAGUCACCAGCCCUUCAGGACCCCUGCCCUCCAGCCUGCCUCCCUGAGCUGGUCUCUCCAGCAGCUCCAGCCCCUGCUUGGGGUGGCCAGGGGGGGCCUCUGCUCUCUGACGAGCCCCCGAGAGGCUGCUGGUGCCACGGGAGGCCCUCUGAGACACAGCUCAGUCCUCCAGGGCCAGCAGGGCAGCAGGGGCUGCAGAGGGCUCCUCAUCCCACAUAUGGUCAUCCCUGUGAUGCCGGCGGGCCAUGGUGCCUACAGUGGCUCUGCAAUCCCCGGGCGGGGGGCGGCCUCCCCGACGGUCCUCACCCCCAGCUGCCCUCCUGCCGCUCCACUCCCUGUGCAGAGUGAAGCCGCUGAGUCUCUGGCCUCUUCUCAGGUGAACCCAGGAAGCUGUUGGGCCCCCACCCCGGUCGGCGCAGCCCCUCCUCUGUCUUCUGUUCUCCAGCCUCGUUGCACGGGGGCACCUGUGGCUUCUCAGGAAUCAGGGCCUCUUCCCUUCGGCAUCAGGAAACCCAAAUGCACAGCUUCACCUGCUGCUUUAAACCAUUUCGGGCAGAUUCUGGCCUCAGCGAAGAUGGUUAAAGCCUGAAUCACCUGCAUGACAGUCCCUCCCAGACCAGUCGGACACGUGUCCCACCAGCUCGGGCCUGCCUGCCCCUGGCCGCCUUCCCUGGGCCUCGAGCCUCCUGCCUCAGGCUUGCUCCGCAUGUGCCACCUGCAGGGCGCCUGCCUGCCUCCCUGGGGGCCGGUGAGGAGGGAUGCUGUUGGCUGGAAAGGCCCGGAGGUCAGUGCAGGUCCUGAGGGUUGGAAGGAGGCCAAGGGGAGGAUGAGAGGUGCCGCGGCUGUGUCAGGACAGAGCCCGGGUGAUAAAUGCAACUUGUGUGACUCAGGUUUGCGUAAAGUGACCAUUCCUGUGACAGAAAUAGUGGGUGGGUGACUAGCAGGGAGGACAGUGGGCACACGCAUUGUCCACGGAGCACCCAUGGGGAUCGGAAGGGGCUGCAGGGACCUGCCAAAGUGCCACUAGGCAUGAGGCAGAGCAGAGCAGGGCCUCGGGUCCCAGGCCGCCCGUGGACGCACACCCUGCAGCCAGGGCUGUUCCCGCAGAGCAUGUCUUGAGGACUGAAAAAUACGACCCGCACAGACUAGGGGCUUCCUGUGGGGGCGGCGGGGGUCUUUCCUGGAUCCUGCUUGUCACUUGGAUGGCCACCACAGUCCCUGGCUGGGAUCCGGUGUCUAUGCCCCACCUCCUGGAAUGUGCCAUCCACACAGCAGGUAGGCCCGUCCUUCGUGUGGAAAUCAGGUCGAGUCGUGUCCCUGCCGCUCAGAGCCUCUGACUGCGGCCAGGCCCUCCUGGAGGUGCCCACUUGUUUCUCUUCCCAGACACACCACCCUGUCCUUCUCCCGGAGUGGCCACCUCCUCACCCUGCUCAUGCUGCCCACAUGGCUCCUCAGAGGCUCCUUCCCUCACCCUCCCAUCCAGAUGGCACCUGCUGCAUCUUCGUGCAUCACUGUCAUGGACAGCCUUCUCUGGGUUGUCCAUCUGUCUUUCUAGCUGUCUGCCAGUCAUUCAUCAUGUCUGUCAAUCAUCUAUCACAUCCAUCUGCCUCGUCUACUGAGUCUGUCAUAUCAAUCACCCAUCCAUCCAUCUCUAUCUACCUGUCUAUUAUCUAUCUAUCUAUCUAUCUAUCUAUCUAUCUAUCUAUCUAUCUAUCCAGCAAUAAUCUAUCAUGUCUAUCUACAUCUUUCUCCCUGACCAGCAAGGAAUUACCUUGACAGCAGAAACUGCAUACUUACCUGGUUCAUAGAAUUGGUACAGACUGGAUGCUCCAUGACUUUUUGUUGACUUACUGAAUUCUAAGAUUUUAUUUAUUUGAGAUAUAUAGAGAGAGACAGAGAGAGGGAGCAUGCGUGCAUGAGCAGGGUUGGGGCAGAGGGAGAAUUUCAAGCAGACUCCUCACUGAGCAGGGGGCCCUAAGUGGGGCUCAACCCCAGGACCCUGAGAUCAUAAUCUGAGCCAAAAUCAAGAGUUAGACCCUGAACCAACUGAGCCACCCGAGCACCCUGGGCUUACUGUAUUCUAAUGUCUACUGAGCACAAUCAGGGGUGGCACCUGUAGACUACCGUGUCCAACUGCAGGUCCUCAGUGCACCUUAGGUUGACUUGUAACCAUAGCCGGGACAUGGUGAGAAGGUUUCCAGUUUUCCUUGUCAGGUUUGAUACUCUUUUUGGUUUAAGAUAUCCUUUCUCAUUAUAAGAAGAAAAUAUCCACUUAUUGGUAAGUGUUUUCAAAAUUUAAUCAGGAAUGGAUGUUGAAUUUCUGUUUUUAAAAGUAGGCUCCGUGCUAGCACAGAGGCUGUUGCGAGACUUGAACUCAGGACCGUGAGAUUGGGACCUGACCCAAGAUCAAGUCAGACACUUAACCUACUGAGCCACCCAGGAGCCCCUGCUGAAUUUUUUUUAAAUGCCAUUUUAGCUUCUCUGUAGUCGAUGAUAUGAUUUUUCUUCUUUGAAUUAUUAACACAGUGAAUUCAAUGAAUAGAUGUCCUAGUUUGAAUUAUCCUUGCAUUCCUAAGGGAUAGAUCCUACUUGGCCAUGGCUUAUUAUUAUUUUAAUGAGCCUUAGAAUUAAAUUUUAUUAUUUUAUUGAGGCUAUUUGCAGAGAUAUUCAUAGAUAGCACUGCUCAUUUUAUGCUAUUUUUUCAGCCCAAUCGUGCAGUCAAUGCCACCACACACCACGAUGUGCCACCUGCUUCUGCAGACCUUGUUACCCACGCAGAGCAUUGCCCACUCACAAGUGUGGUAUGCACAGGGUGGUUUUACAUAAGGUGGAACUCUUGGUUUUGCUUGUUUCGUGCUUCUCAAAGAUGUUUUUUUCUUUUGGCAAAUAGAGAACAUGGAACCAUGCUACUCGGGGUUCAAUCUUUUGUUUAGAAAUAAGCUCUUAUGGGGGCACCUGGGUGGCUCAGUGAGUGAGCAUCUGCCUUCGGCUCAGGUCGUGACCCUGGGGUCCUGGGAUCGAGUCCCACAUCGGGCUCCCUGUGAGGAGCCUGCUUCUCCCUCUGCC